UCUCAUUCGCUUACUCAUCGGCUGCAGCAGCUGGAACAUUUGCCUGUGAGUCGAGGUUUAACUCUGCAGCUGUUUCCUUCUGUUACUACUUUUGGAGGAUGGAGACACACACUUCAACACACACUUAACAUUUCGCACUCUUACAUUCCUGACUGCGCCUCCACACUGUUGCCUUGGGAACAGAAGAGGGAAAAACAACACCUUGUUUUAUCACUACGGAGCUGCUGAAUGUGGACGUAUUUUUCCUGUAAAUUAAAGGCAAAUGUGAUUUUAAAUGACAGUGUGACACCUAGUGGUGACUUUUUAGUAUCACAUCUAUUUAACUCAGCUGUUUCCUUUCACGAGGAGCCUAAUCCACACAGCCAAGGACACUUAAUCCCAAUUAUAUUUGAGACCAUCUUCAUGUCUGCGAGUAAAAAUAAAGAAGACUCCCAGGCCAGAGAUGAAAUAUUGAACAGAAAAAUGUCUAAAUUCUCAUUUAGGUCAUUAAAAAAAAAAAUUAAAGUAGAAAUUAAAAACAAUUCAUAUAAAAAAAAAGUUGGCAAAGGUUUUCUGAAAGGAUUUGGAAGUGAUUUCAUGAGAGAGACAUGGUGGAGUGUUGUCAUCUUUGGCACACACUCGUAAACCUCCUAAAACCAGUGAACCAGAAAAGAUGCAAUAAAGAAAUAAAAGAAAGGAAAAAAAGGUGGGAUCAAAAACUGACUGAAAAAGAAAGUAAUAUAAGUUAUGGCAUAGAAAUUGAAAAACAUAUCAGUACAAAAAAGUAUUUUCAUUCAUCCUUUUAUUCACAGCACCACCAGAACUCAGGUUGCCUCCCACUGUCCAUAAACGGGCAGAGUUGAUUUGGUGACUUCAGUCUCACCCCAAGUACUGUAUCCUCUGUUUUUGGUUGGAAACUGGAGUACCAGGAGGAAACCCAUGCAUUUGCUAGAGGCCUGACAAAGUCCACAUGGCAGCCUCAUGUGCGCCCCACUAAACAUGUACUCUGGUGCUGUUUUCCUCAUCACUAAAGCGUUUUAGCGUCGUCCAUGUGCUUUGUUUUGGAGACAAUCUUGACAGCUUAUUGGAGGGAUUUCCAAAAGACGGAGUUGAUUCUUCACCGAUUAUCUUUAAUGCAACGUCUGACCCUCAGCUCAGUCUCGCGCCAUGAGUUAAGUGAACGCUCCGACAGUUGUGCUUUUUAAUCAAAUUAUCUCCAGUCUGGACAAUGAGCUGCGGACGCAGGGCGACAACUGCUCUCAGUUCAGAGGAGGCCAGGGGGUGAGGCUAUUUUGAAAAGUGACCCCCCGACUGCAGACGUGAAGAAGGGCGGGGAGGGAGUCAUACACUCUUACACACAGCUGCUCGGAACCAUGACAGAAGAUGACGGAUACUGUAGUAUCGGAGGGGCAAGUCAAGUUCCGCGAUGGAAAGAAGUGGAAGUCUCGCUGGGUCGUCGUCCAGAAACCUUCUCCAGUGGCAGACUGUCUGUCUGUGCUGGUGUACAAAGACAAGAAGAAAGGGAAGCAGAGAGCUGUCGGACGGAAAGAUCCUCUCAGCUUGACUCUGGAGGGGAUAUGUGGAGUUGAGCCCGGCCCGGGCUACGACGGCGUGUGCUACACCCUCUCCGUCCUCUGCCUCGCCCACACACUCAUCCUGGGCUUCCGCAGCCGGGAUGCGCUCCAAGCCUGGGACUCUCGACUCCGAUACAGCCUAGGAGAAGUCCACAGCUUCAGCAUCAACGUGGAGCCUGGUACCAAACUGCAGAGCGGGCCGGCCACGCUGCACCUCUGCAACAACCUGCUGACCCUCAGCAGGAGCCUGCCGCCCAUCGUGUUCGGAUAUUGGAAGUUAUCGGCGUUGCGGCGGUACGGAGCCGUGCCCAGUGGAUUUGUGUUCGAGGGAGGGACUCGCUGUGGAUACUGGGCGGGCGUCUUCUUUCUCUCCUGCUCUGAGGGAGAGAACAUAAGCUUUCUCUUCGACUGCGUCGUCAGAGGGAUCGCGCCCAGCAGAGUUCCACGUGGACUGCAGCCCGCCCUGCCAGGAGAUCCCACUGCAGAUCCACUUGCAGCUGAAGAACGGAUUAACCAGGAGGCGUCGGAGCUGGAGAAGAGACUCAGCAUGUUGUCGACCUGCAGCCUGGCGAGCAGCGCUGCAUCCACCUACAGCUGCAGUACCUCGGUUGCCGGGGACGACCACAGCAGCAUCUCCAGCUCGUCCUCCAGCCAGUCGGACACCAGCUACGGAAAGAAACUGCCGUUCUGGGCAGAUCCCUUGGCGAAGCUGCACCUUUCCUCCGAAACAGCGUCCAGCUCCUCCACACUCAAGGCCAUGACCAGCUCGGACGACCGGCUAUAUGUGGCGGGCGGGUCUGUGACCCGACCUCCGUCCUCCCAUCUGCGAGGUCUUCACGACAGCGGGAGGCAGAGCUCACUGGACAGUGGUAUCGGGAUUGCAACGGGGAGCCAGUCGUCCUACACAGGCAGCGUUUCCUCCUGCACUGGGAGUCAGGACAUCACAAGUCACGCAGGAGGCGAGGAGUUCGGCUCGUUCGGCAGCUUACCUGCAGCCCCCCCGUCCUCACCCCCUCCUCCUCCUGCCUUCCAGUCCACGCUCGCAACAUCGUCCUGCUCUUUAAGGUCCAGCUCCAGUGCAUCUCAGAGGCACGGUGAGGACUACAGAGUCCCCAGCCUGCUGGGCCUGCACUAUGACACCCCCCGCGGCGUGUCCCAGAGGGCCUCCGAAGCAGCCCGAGGAACAGCAGAUCUGAGCGGCAGCAGGUGGAGGGGGGAGGAUGCAGUGGAGAGUCAGGGUCAGAGAUUACUCAGUAGCCUCACAGGAACCCAGCAGCUGCAGGCUGGGAUGCAGCGCUCGCUCUCCUGGGGCAGUGAGAGGGCGCCACCACUGGACCCAGAGAGGACCAACACUCUGUUCACUGAGGAACAUGAGAACUACAUCACGGCAGAGCAGUGGAGGCUGAGGAGUGGAGGCCUGCAGCAGGUGGGAUCUCCGCCGUCGUCCCCCGUGCCUCCGCCGUCUUCACCAGACCCGCUGCUCUCGCUGGCAGAGGAACGCAGAGAUUUGAGAGAGGCUGCCAGUCAGAGGAGGCCCCUGUCCCCUUUCCUGCCUCUCUCUCUGAGCGCACACUGGUCUGCUGCAGGAAAUAGAGACCUCAGGCCUUAUGAAGAGAGCGACUCUGUCUACGUCAACAUCGCCAAGGUCAACACAGCGAUGGCAAACAGAUGGCUCUCCAGACCCCACAGUGCCAACAGAGGUGACCCGACGGCCCACUCCUCUGCUCUGCCGCCGCCGUGGAAACCUCGAACGACAAACUGACUCACCUGGAGAGUCGACGUCGCUACAGCCAUUCCUAUAUAAGCGCUGAUCCAGCAGCUGCUCUGGAAGUCAGUCUUGUUUCUUUGGCUCAUUUCAUAGUCACUUAGAGCUAUAGGUGUUUAGAGAAAUGACCCGGUCUGUCGAAGGUCAGAUCGAAAGUGAUGCGGCGUCACAAAACAGCGCCCUCUAGCUGGCAGUCUCUAGUCUUUAAAUGAGACCUCAUCACUAGCGCACCAGGGUCUGAGCUUUGGACACAAGGCUUCGUGAAGCUCCAUCAGGCAACUGCCACCAGCGACGCUGGGGGGGGGGCGAUAUUCCCUGUCUCGUAGCAGCACGACUAGCUUAGCUUGAGCAGUUUCAGUGUUGACCCAGCUCCGUCUUUGGGAUCCCAAGAUGUUCUGGAGCCAGAGUAGAGGUUGCGUCUCAUUUCUCCUCAUCCUGAAGGAUCAAAAACCCAGUCCGUUCUCAGACUUCUGGCUCUGUGCCGAGUCUCUAGUGGACGGUAGAGCCACUUUGAGGAGGAGUAACUUCAACGCUUGAGGACACAGCAGCAGCUCUAGCUAUGACAGAAGCUCAAUACAGUGUUAAGCAUGUGGCCAUAAGGUCAGAGCGCAUGAUUGUAUGCACAACUCUGGAGAGGAAGAACCACCACAGGAAAAUGGAGAUUCAUGACUCAAACUGAUGAUUUUUGCGCUGUUAUAUUCCAAUUUGCUUUCCUCAGGGUUAAGGCUACGUAUCAAACUGAAGGCCCAGGGGCCAAAUCCAGUCCGCCAGGUAAAUUUAUAAGGCCUGGAAGGGUUUUAAAUAACUGAUAAAGUUUAACUCGAGGGAAGAUUCAGGAAGAUUCAUAGAGCAUGUGUGCAGGCUCAAGUAGAUGGCGCUGUCUGCUCACCCAUUUCUGCUUUGAAUGAACUUCUGAAAAUGAGAGCAACACCUAUUAAAAACCUAUUAAAAGUCCCAGAGCCGGGUCAUGUCUGCACAGCCCUCAUGGUUUCAGCUGAACGACAAAAUACUCAUUUCUUCAGUUAUUUAAUUCGUUCCGAUGUGGACAAAAGCGCCGUGUUUGGAAGUUUGAAGUUUCAUGCGUGAAAUCAGCGGAGAUUGAUUGUCGCUGCGUUUGUAAUUGAAUCGCCGCGACGUCAUUGGUUAGAAACUCUCCCGUCCUUAAACAAAUCACAUUGAGUUUCAAAUGUAAUUUCAGCCACAAGUGCGGCCGGACUUUCCCCACAGGGGCUUUAUUUACACCUCCGCCAGCCCACGUUUGGAGAGGCAGCGCCAUUCAUCACCAGAGAUGGCGGCGCAAUGAGAUCACGGCCUCCGUCUCGCGCCGACACUUCACAAUCAGCUCUUAUUAGACCCUGAUUAUUUGCCAUCAGCGCCCUCUGUACUCGGACUGAAAGCGCCACAGUCCCGGGCCUGUGCUGCAGAGCGUGAUGGAGCCUCAUGGAUACAUUACUCCUGACGGAAAUCAAUGUCACCGUGAGAGGCUGGCGACUGAGCGAUGGAGGAAAUCUCAAUAUUCUCGCCUUUCUAUUUCCUUCUAUUACCGGCCUUUUUCAACUUGAGUGCCAGUUUGAGGAGUUCAUGUUUUAGCAGGAGUGGCAGCUGAGAUUCAUCAGUGCUGUGCUGUGAAGUUCAGCAGCAGCAGCACCAGGCCUCUGACCACCGGUCACCGUCGCAAUGCUACAAAGUUUUAAGACGUCAUUAUUUGCUUUUCUGCAGGUGCAUUGUUGUCUCUAGCAUGUGUCUCGUACCAAGCAAAGAGAGGUCAUGUCCUCCAGUCAGCCACAUUACAGGUAGCUAAUGUAGUGAAACUCCACUACAAGCAAACCUCCUCCAGCAGAACAGGUGGUGACGUGACGGGUCCUCAGUUUCAGAGCUCAGUAGGUGGCGCUCUCACUUCAGAAAUAUUGUGAGGUUUCAUUGAAAUGGUUGAUAGAGUUAGUGAUGAGUAGAAGAGGUUUCAUGACACAGUAUUGAAGAGUAGAUUUCAUGAAUACAGUAUCCAGAUUUCAGAGGCCACCAGGUGGCGCUGUCUGCUGUAAAAUGUUUGGACAACUAAUUCAAUGAAACCUGACAGCAUCUCCAAACCAAGAGGGCCAUCUAGUGGUAGGUACUGUUUCAUGAUACCGCAUCUAUUUUUUUUUAAUUCGUAGUGACACAAAUGAAGGGUUGAAGCUUCAUGAAGCACGAUGCUGUUCAGAGCUCACUGAGUGAGGUUUCCCCUCUCUCUCUGAAAGUGAGCCAUGAAGCUUCAUGAUGCACCAUAGUGAUUCAUGGUGGAGAAUUGAAGUUUCACUACGGCCAAAAUCUUAGACUGGAGUGGACCAUCGAAAAGCACCAGCAACAGAGAGGAUGUGACGCUACAGCACUUGUGGUCACCAACUUUAUUAAAAAUGUUAGAAGCACAGUUGGAUGUUUGUCAGUAGCUGCUACUCUAUAUACACUUUACUUAUCUUUGAAGUUUGUGCUGUUGAACAAGAGUGUUUGUCAAAUCAUUUGUCACCAGCUCCACGACUCAAUUCCUCCUGUACAGUCGUCAACAUGAACUACAGAAAACAUUUUUAUUUGUGUUGUACAAGAGCUGACAUUUUUCCAACCGUGAGUUUUCCAAAUAAACCUACCUGGACCAGACCACGUGUC
Synchiropus splendidus (mandarinfish) is the source of this 5958-nucleotide messenger RNA. Its product is annotated as protein Dok-7-like. Gene Ontology annotation, molecular function: protein kinase binding. Gene Ontology annotation, biological process: positive regulation of protein tyrosine kinase activity; neuromuscular junction development. NCBI's taxonomy places the organism in Eukaryota, Metazoa, Chordata, Actinopteri, Syngnathiformes, Callionymidae. Bases 1363 to 3315 code for a protein of 650 amino acids. The transcript has 13 exons. The record is from RefSeq and is a predicted model, not a curated record.